AUGAUUACUCUACCAUUCGAAGUUAUACUCGUAUUGCUAGUGGCCGUCCCAUGGACGGCUGUUGGGCAGAACCUCCCCGUCACAGGGGUCAGGUCCGGUAUCAACGCCCAGACAGGCGAGGUGCCGGCUAGGAGAGACAUCAAUAGCCUCUACGACGAAGGAGGACCACAAUGGGAUCUGUACGUAGGGGCGCUCACGGCGAUGCAGGAUGCGAAUGAAACGGACCCCGUAUCAUUCUUCCAGAUUGCCGGUAUUCACGGGCAGCCGUACAUGGCUUGGUCUGGGGGCGGGCCGCAGACAGGAGCAGACGCAGGGUAUUGUCCGCACAAUCAAAUGCUAUUCGGCACCUGGCAUCGUGCGUAUCUUUCACUGUAUGAGCAAGUCCUUGUGCAGCAUGCCAAACGACUCGCCGCCGCCUACCCAGCCACAUCAAGAAGACAGUAUGUCGAAGCUGCCGAGGAUCUACGUUUAGCAUAUUGGGACUGGGGUGCCAACUCCAACGUACCUCCAGUGAGCGCACUGCCAACGGUUGUCAUCAACAGAUCGGACAACGGUACCCUUCGUCAGACCACAGUCCGGAACCCUUUCUUCAGGUACACAUACCCAGAAUCUGCACUUCAGGGCGACUUUGGCAAGUUCGACGGGAAAAACUACACAAAACGAUGUGUCGAUGAUGGGCAAAGCUUCCCAGAGUCGGCGAAUGACAUUCUCUCGGGGUUCAAUCUCAAGGAGAAGGUGUACAACGUCUUUCUAAAAGCGACCAGCUUUGACGAAAUGGUCUCGGCGCAAUCUCAGGGAGCCAACUUUGAAGGCCCUCAUGGCGAGGUGCACGUUGGAGCAGCCUGUGGCCAAGACCUCGUGUACUUGUCAACCUCAGCCUUUGACCCCCUGUUCUGGCUUCACCACACCAAUGUAGACCGCCUCAUAGCCUACUGGCAAGCUCUUCAUUUCGAGAACGCGACCAUGCACUUCUCGUACCCCUCGAAUCACCUGUUUGCGACGCCUCGAGGAACCAUCACCACACCAGAAUCGCCAAUGAUGCCAUUCAUCGGUAGAGGAGGAGAGCCUCUCACCAGCGAGUCGGUGACGCAAAUCCGUGAUUGGGGGUACACGUACGCGCCCAUGCGGUUCUGGGAGGAGGCGCCUGGAGAGACGAAAAUGGCGGUCAGCAGGACCGUGAAUAGUCUCUAUGGUCCGCAGGUACCUAACUCGUUCCGGGGAGUGAAGAGACGCAAAGCUGCACCCAGGACGGAGUACUUCGCCAAGGUUCAAGUUGAGAGGAGUGAGCUGGAAUUGCCGUGCCAGGUGCAAUUGUUCAUGAACGGUGGCCUCGCCGGUUCCUUCACCUUAUUAGACAUGCCGAAGCAAGGUAAAAGUUACGACCAGAUUCCGUUGAGGAGGGCUAUGAAGUCGGCUAGCAUAGGAGGGUCUUCGACAAAAGCAGUUCUGGAGUCGAUCGAUGAUAACUUGGAGGUCGUCAUCAGGAAGCUGGACGGGACGACGAUCUCACUCGAAAGGGUGCCUAGUCUGAAAAUUGAGUUGGAAGACGUCGAGGUAAUCCCUCCUGCAACGCUGAACGAGCUUCCAACCAUUGGGAAGUCGAGCAGGCGGACUGCAGUUGCUCGCCCUCCAGCUGUUAUUGGAUAA
Colletotrichum siamense is the source of this 1647-nucleotide messenger RNA. It is a transcript of the gene TYR, whose product is annotated as Tyrosinase. Lineage: Eukaryota; Fungi; Ascomycota; Sordariomycetes; Glomerellales; Glomerellaceae. Bases 1 to 1647 code for a protein of 548 amino acids. The record is from RefSeq and is a predicted model, not a curated record. Gene Ontology annotation, molecular function: oxidoreductase activity. The transcript has 8 exons.